GCAGCCUAUUGCAUCUCGAAUGAUAAAUCUAAUAUAAACAAACGAGUUUCAAACUUUGAAAUCGCUCCUAAUUCUGUGAAAAAGCAUCCAACAGAUAACCUGAAUGUUAAUCACGAUGGUAGUAGAGAAUGGUCAAAAUUGUGAAGAUUUGGGAAAGACAUGGCCUCAAAUUCUUGCAAUCGCACUAGGAAGUCUAGCAGCGUUAACCAAUGGACUUCAUCUAGCUUGGACAUCACCAUUUAUACCAAAGAUAACCAAAGAUAAAGAACAUUACGAUAUAUCAGAAGAAGAAGCAUCAUACCUCACAAUUAUCCAGCCUUUUGCAAUGAUCUUGACUUGUCCCUUUUCUUCUAAAUUAUGCGACAUUAUUGGAAGGAAGAGAACACUGAUGUUGAUAUCACUGCCACAGAUAAUAAAUUGGAUUUUGACAGCAGUUGCUACCGACAUAUAUACUUUUUAUAGUUCUAAAGUUUUCUCGGGAAUUGCAGGUGGAAUAGCUUUUGCUGCUUUACCAAUGUAUAUAGGAGAAGUCUCUUGUCCUGAAGUGCGAGGAACUUGGGGAAAUCUAUUUUCUUCGGCACUAUAUCUCGGAGAAUUCAUAAUGGCAAUACUCGGCAGUUAUUUCAAUGUAAAGGAAACAUCUUACAUCUGUAUUUCAAUCCCUAUUGUAUUUAUUAUCUUUUUCUCUUUUAUGCCCGAAUCACCUUACUUUUAUAUAAUGAAGAAAAAACAUGACUAUGCUAAAACUUCUUUACGAUUUUUCAAACGGAAAGUGAAUAUUGAUCAUGAUUUUAUGUUGCUGCAGAAUGAUGUAAUACGACAAAUGUCAGAAUCUGCAGAAUGGAGAGAUUUCAUUAAAAUUGGAAGCAAUAAAAAAGCACUGAAAGCAGCAAUAUUUCUGAGAACUUCUCAAGUAUUUGGAGGACUAACCCUGUUUAUUGUUUAUAUUCAAUUUAUUUUUGAGAAAUCUGGUGGAAAUGUGAGUCCGGAAUUAUCAUCAAUAAUAUAUACAGGUCUUAGUUUUGUCUUGAAUAUUUUUGUCGUUAUAUUUGUCGUGGAUAGACUGGAGAGGAAGAAUGCUUACAUAUGUUCGAUUGGUCCUUGUUCUGUAAUUCUUCUUUUGGUUUCGGCAUAUUUCUAUGUUGCUAAAUACUAUCCUGACUCAGUUGUUACUUCCUUGAAAUGGGUACCAAUUACAGGAAUGUUAUCUUAUAUGAUAUUUGCAUCUUUUGGGAUGGCAGUCAUUCCUACACUGAUGCUCAGCGAACUAUUUUCUACAAAUAUCAAAUCCAAAGCAAUGACGAUAAUGUCAAUAAUUUUUGGGGUACUGGUUUGCCUCAAUAACUAUGUUUUUCAUGGUUUAUACUUCUCUUUGGGACUCUAUGCACCAUUUUUAUUUCUUGGAUGCUGCAAUGCCAUUUCAACAGUGCUCUCGUUUUUUUUAAUACCAGAGACAAAAGGUAAAACCCUUGAAGAAAUUCAACAGUCACUCAAAAAUAAGAAUUCCAAUGGGGUGAGUCGAAUUGUUUAAUCAAAUAGAUUACUUCAGUUGUAACUAAGUAUAUACCUGGUUGUAUGUACAUAUAUAUGUUGUUGUUAUUAUUA
This is a messenger RNA of Leptinotarsa decemlineata (Colorado potato beetle), 1605 nucleotides long. Its product is annotated as facilitated trehalose transporter Tret1. Gene Ontology annotation, biological process: transmembrane transport. Gene Ontology annotation, molecular function: transmembrane transporter activity. Lineage: Eukaryota; Metazoa; Arthropoda; Insecta; Coleoptera; Chrysomelidae. Gene Ontology annotation, cellular component: membrane. The record is from RefSeq and is a predicted model, not a curated record.